AUGAUUCCUGGCGAAUCUGUGUCCUGGUCGGGUCAACCUGCCACGGACUACGAAAAGCCAGAGGCAUUGGACCCUCAAAUCUUCACAGGGGGCCCUCAGCUGGAUGGCGAAGCCACUCUACAUGGCUACGAGGACCCGAGCCCUCCCGGGGACACCAAAAAAUUUCGUGCAGAGAGCUUAUGGCGAGUAUUGGACGAGAGACAUAUAAACAUGAUCGCAUUCUCUGGCACAAUAGGCAAUGGACUUUUUUUAGGAAGUGGGAGAUCACUUGCGAGCGCGGGUCCUGGCGGUGCAGUUCUCUGUUACAUACUCAUGGGAACAGUCAUUGCCUCAGUGAUAAGCUGUCUCGGUAAAAAUGACUGCGUUGAUGUCGGUCAACGCCCCUGUCAUGGAAUUUCCCCGCCGUUUCAUGAGUCGUGGUGUAGGAUUUGCUGUUGGGUGGGUCUAUUGGUUGGUAUUUCAUGA
This is a messenger RNA of Podospora anserina S mat+, 465 nucleotides long. RefSeq lists its product as uncharacterized. The record is from RefSeq and is a predicted model, not a curated record. Gene Ontology annotation, cellular component: membrane. Bases 1 to 465 code for a protein of 154 amino acids. Gene Ontology annotation, biological process: amino acid transmembrane transport. Lineage: Eukaryota; Fungi; Ascomycota; Sordariomycetes; Sordariales; Podosporaceae. The transcript is spliced from 7 exons. Gene Ontology annotation, molecular function: amino acid transmembrane transporter activity.